Messenger RNA from Emericellopsis cladophorae, 639 nucleotides. Its product is annotated as large subunit ribosomal protein L13e. Gene Ontology annotation, biological process: translation. Gene Ontology annotation, molecular function: structural constituent of ribosome; RNA binding. The transcript has 4 exons. The record is from RefSeq and is a predicted model, not a curated record. Gene Ontology annotation, cellular component: ribosome; cytosolic large ribosomal subunit. NCBI's taxonomy places the organism in Eukaryota, Fungi, Ascomycota, Sordariomycetes, Hypocreales, Bionectriaceae. The coding region runs from base 1 to 639 and encodes 212 amino acids.
AUGGCGAUCAAGCACAACCAGAAGAUCGUGAAGACCCACUUCCGCAAGGAUUGGCAGCGUAGGGUCCGAUGCCACUUUGACCAGCCCGGCAAGAAGAAGAGCAGGCGCACUGCUCGUCAGGCCAAGGCUGCUGCUGUUGCGCCCCGUCCCCUCGACAAGCUCCGCCCCAUUGUGCGCUGCCCUACCCUCAAGUAUAACCGCCGUGUCCGUGAGGGCCGUGGUUUCACCCUCGCCGAGCUCAAGGAGGCCGGUAUCCCCAAGAAGUUCGCACCCACCGUCGGCAUCAGCGUCGACUUCCGCCGCCAGAACCUCUCUGAGGAGUCGCUCGCCGCCAACGUCGCCCGCCUCAAGGCCUACAAGGAGCGCCUGAUUGUCUUCCCUCGCAAGUCCAACAACCCCAAGGCCGGCGAGACCAAGACCAACCCCCGCGAGGUCGAGAAGGUCACCCUCAUCUCCAACGCCCUCCCCAUUGCCCCCACCGACCAGGGCGUCAAGGAGAUCAAGAAGAGCGAGAUGCCCGAGCCCGUCGAGGGCGGUGCCUACGCGAAGCUGCGUUACGUCCGCGCCAUCAAGCGCUCGCAGGGUGCUCGCGACAAGCGCGAGAGGGAGAAGGCCGAGGCCGAGACUGCCAAGAAAUAA